CGGCGAGGGGCGCGGAGGGCUGCGGCGCCGGCGCGCGGAGGCUGUUGCGCUCAGAGCACCUGCGCCCGCGCUCCGUAGCGCCGCUCGCCGCGUGCUCGAGUCCCCGCGCGCGCCCCAGCGUCGCGACGCCGCCCACGAAGUUGAAGUCGGUGAAGUCAAGUGUAGAGCGGGGUGCUCCUGAGUGGAGCCUCCGCCCGCACGACGACGUCGCCGCUAGCGUUACGCCGCGGCGGGAUGUCCGCGUCACCGCCGAGCGAGGAGCGCGCGCGCACGCCCCGCUCCCCGCCCCGCUCGCCCGCGCCCGCGCACGCCGUUCUGGCGACCAUGACUCCUGUGCAGCCCGCGCACGACUACUACCCGCACAAGGUGGAGAUGGACUCGGACGAUGGCUACCCCCCUGACCCGCACUCAUACCGCCACUCUCCUCACGAGCUGGCCGCCUACGCUCCCGACAACAAGGUGCCCGUCCAGCCGGACGUCUAUGAUCAGGGAAUGGAAUCCAUUGACGAGAAGACGCCUAUAGAUCUCAUAUAUGCAGAUGAUAAACAGACCGUGAUAUACACGACGACGCCGGAUCAGAAGCGCGUGGAAAUGAUCAGUGAGCAAUUGGACGAUGGACAGCUCGUGAGCGGGGGCGGUCAGCUAGUGGACGGCGUGUCGGUGGUGGUUGGCCCACCGGGACAAGCCGUGGUCGUCAUCGCCGACCACGUUGUCGACGAGCUCGGACAAGUCAUCCCGAUACCCAGGAGACGUAAAGAAGCGAUGGAGGUUGGUGGGGAAUGGCGCGCGUACUACUCGAGCGGGGCAGAGCACCCGCUGAGCGCAGCCACCUCGGCAGUGCUGGGGGUGGCCGACGACCAACCGCAAGCCUUGGAGUACUACAAGCUGCCCCCACUUGCGCAAGACACCCACCUCAGUCUGCAUAAAGAGAAUGCAAAACUCAUCGAUGUUUGGCCGGCCGGCGGAGCGCUGAAGGCGGCCAAUGGCGCGCACGGGGCGGAGCUGAGCGAGCUGUCGGGGCUCCUGCACGCGGGGCUCGUGAAGCGCGAGCCCGAGGACCUCAGCCGCAAGGUGGUCGACGAGCCCGAGCCGCACGCGCUCAAGCCGCCGCGACACAAGGUGGCGGUCGGCGAGCCCGGCGAAGCGGCGUCGCCGUCCCCGGUGCCGUCGCGCGCCUCCUCAGCCGGCUCCUUGCUGCCGGACGCCACCAUGUAUGCUGCCCAGAUGUUUGCGCCGCCCGGCACCCCCAGUCCGACCCCAUACGGCGAUCAAUAUUCGCGCCAGCCUGCUAGUUUCACCGGCGAAACGUACUACAGAGAGUACUAUGUAGGUGACGGUUACCAGCAGAGAGCUGCACCGCCGUAUGGGGAAGCGGAGUCGGCUCCGACUUCUGCUUUCGGCGAGCGAUAUGCGGCUCCUCGCUACCACAGCAAGAGCGUGAUCGCAGCCGCUGGGCUGACGGUGGACCUGCCUUCUCCAGACAGUGGCAUCGGAGCUGAUGCUGUCACUCCUCGAGACCACACCGCCGUGCAGCAGUCGUUCGACUACACGGUGAUCUGCCAACAGCCCGGGACGGCGGAGGACGGGCGCGGCACCCCCUCGGCGCACCACUCGCCCGCGCAGCCGCCCCGCACGAGGCCCUGGCACGACUUCGGCAGACAAAAUGACGCCGACAAAAUACAAAUAGCUAAACUGUUUUCCCCGUACGGGUUCAAGUAUCACCUGGAGACGGCCAGCAGCAGCUCGCAGAGGCGUGAGGAUGACCGCAUCACCUACAUAAACAAGGGCCAGUUUUAUGGCAUCACUCUCGACUACACGCAUGAUCCGGAUAAACCGCUGAAGAAUCAAACAGUCAAGAGCGUGGUAAUGCUGAUGUUCCGAGAAGAAAAAUCGCCGGAGGAUGAAAUUAAAGCUUGGCAAUUUUGGCACGGCAGGCAACAUUCCGUCAAACAGAGGAUAUUAGACGCUGACACGAAGAACAGCAUCGGUCUGGCCGGCUGCAUCGAGGAGGUGGCGCACAACGCCAUCGCCGUCUACUGGAACCCGCUCGAGAGCGCCGCCAAGAUUAAUAUCGCUGUUCAAUGUCUGAGUACGGACUUUAGCAGCCAGAAGGGAGUUAAGGGUCUACCACUUCACAUUCAGAUUGACACAUUUGAGGACCCGCGAGACACGCAAGUUUACCACAGAGGAUACUGUCAAAUCAAGGUCUUCUGUGAUAAGGGUGCAGAAAGAAAAACGAGGGACGAAGAGAGAAGGGCAGCGAAACGGAAAAUGUCAGCAACAAAUAGGAAAAAGUUGGAUGAAAUAUAUCAUCCAGUGACGGAAAGAAGCGAAUUUUAUUCCAUGGCGGACUUAACAAAGCCUCCGGUUCUGUUCAGUCCUGCCGAGGACAUAGACAAGUUGGCUGGGAUGGACAUCCAAGGCUUCUACGGUCACGACGAAGCCGCGCUAGCAGAAGCUCACUUAAAAGGAGCAUCGCCAUUCCUCUUGCACGCAGCCAAACCUCAAGCACCAGCACUGAAAUUCCACAAUCAUUUCCCACCAGAUGCCCCAGCGUAUAGAUCAGACGUAGGCGGGCUGUCGCCAUACAGCGACCGCAAGGACUCCCUGGAGCUGGAGAGUGUGAUGGGCAAGCGCGCGCGCACGGGCACGCCGCCGCUCAGUGAGCGCGUCAUGCUGUACGUGCGCCAGGACACGGACGACGUGUACACGCCGCUGCACGUCGCGCCGCCCACCACGCAGGGCCUGCUCAACGCUAUUGAGAAUAAGUACAAAAUUUCAAGUUCGGCAAUUAAUAAUCUUUAUCGAAAGAACAAGAAAGGGAUUACGGCCAAAAUUGACGAUGAAAUGCUGGCGUACUACUGCAAUGAGGACCUGUUCCUACUGGAAGUGCGGCCGGCGGGCGCCGCCGACGACGAGCCGCUCUACGACAUCACGUUCGUGGAGCUCCCGCUCGACCACUAGCUGUCUCCAACAGUGUCUCUCCAGGACCCCACAUCUCAACACUUGGACAAACGUUACGUUUUCCCUUUCAGUUCUCGAUACGCAGAGAAUAUUAUUUAUAAGAGAUAAGGUUGUCUCGAAAUAUGUUGUCGAUCUCAGAUUGAAAUUUACUUUUAAGCGAUUCCAUCAUAAUAAAAAUGGAUGUUACAAACGUUGGUCGCUAGAUGAAUCGGUUGAAGAGUAUCCCUUUUUUAUUGUAUAUAACUACUUAUCUAAUUUAGUGCCUUAUGAAAUUAAAAAUAUUAUGCGUACGCAACGACCUAUGUGAUGGCAAAAUUGUUUUGGUUUUAGUAACGAGAGAUUCGUAUUCUUAAUUAUCUGAUUUGUAAAUGAAUCGUUAUCUGUUGCUGAAUAUGUGCCAUUCACUCGGAUAUCAUACUAGUUGUAUGUAGUUAUCGUUUCAACAGGUACCUUUUAAUCUUGCCAUGAUGAUAAAGUAAGAAAUUCUUGUCACAAAAUGUAGGUAUUACUUAUCUACAAAUAAUAAAAAUUUUAAUAUUAUGUGCCUUCGUCAUAAUACUUAUGUUAUACUUAAUUAUCAUUAAAUGUAAGUGAGUUAAGUCAAAUUACAUGCCAUCCACUUUUGUUAAGUUUUAUUUUCGUAAGUUCGCUCUUAAAGAUCGCUCAAUUCAUUUCUUUUGCUUAAGGCUCUAUACACACAGCUUGUUUCCGUUAAUACCAUUUACUCACUUCUGUACAUAGCAUUUACAAAAUUCGACUUUUCCUCUCAUUAUAAAACAUUCCAAAUCGAAAAUAUCAAGAUAAAAAAUAAAAACGUGAUAGAGUCGCAAAUUUGCAUAAUGAAUUUUAUAAAUAAAUUAAAUAGUCAUUUAAAGGUAGUCACCAGUCGUCCGAACAAUAUUAGCAUUAUCAUCGACGGGAGCGGUUUGUGUAUGUGUACCUAAUUUUAAGAUUUUAUCGAUAAAUACAUAUUUGUUAUAUAUAAAUUGAAUUUCGAUACUUAAGUUAUCGGGCCAUGACAUUUAGUUUAUGAAGAGAAUAGUGUCCAAGACUUAUUUAUAAAUGUAAGGUUCCAUUUAAAACAGAUCGAAUAAAUUUCUGUGUGUAAUUAAAUUCAGCUCGAAUACAGAAGUCAGUGUCGGUGAUACUGGUUCGAGACGCGUAGUACACGAGAGCGGUAUCAUAAAGCACAGCUAGUUGAGGUCAACAAUGUAGUGGAUUUAUAAUAAACCUCGAUCGAUCCGAGCAAUUGAACACAGAAAUUUUAAGUUAGUUUCUCUCCACCGAUUUACAUUCAAAAUUCAGAACAAGGUUCUGCUUUUGGAGUUUGUCAUAGACGAAGUGAUCCGAUGUUGUGUGCCUGUGCCUAGUGCGGACGGUUCGAUUAACUGCCAUAUUAUGACAUAAUUUAGAAUACGUACUAGAUGUAGAAUUUUAAGCAUAGUUUGUGUUUUUUACUCUCUGACUUGCAUCACUAGAUAUCGAAUUUUUAAUUAGGAUAAUGUUACUUCAUAAUAUUAUGUCUAUGAAACGUAUUGUUUUUGUUUCUAUUAGCUGCGAUUGCGUUGUGACUUGUUCCGUCCCUCGCGUUAUUUUGUUUGAUUUAAUAUUAAUACUGGUUCUUCCAAUUAUUCGGCUUACACUCGUUAAUGUCUCUCCACUGUAUUUUAAGUAUUCUGUUUGAAAAUGUCUUUACAAAAUAGAAGUUAUAAAACGUAGCCUGUAGGCGCAUAUGAUUGCUCAAAGUCUGCAUUUGCCAUUCCAUACAAUGUGGAGCGGACUCUAACAUUGUUAUUACUUUACCUACUUAUACGUAUUCCAUAAUUAUAUUUAUUUAUGUACUUAUACUAUUAUAAUAAAUUGUGCAGCUUUAAUUUUUACUUACAAUGAUGUUAGAUCGUGAUUCUGAAUCUCGUCAUAAGUCACAAAUGUCAGUAGCAAUAAUAUAGAGCAGUUUAAUGUGUAGUUAGUGGUCGCGUCGGGGCGCUUCACCGCCGAGCGGAGCUGCGCGGCGAGCCAGUGCAAUGUUAAAGAGUUAGUAUGGGCGGGGAGCGGCAGGCGGGGCGUGGAGCGGGGCGGCGCACGGCGCGAUCCGACACAGAUGUUAGUCACACUAGUUAAACACAUCCCGAAAGUGGUAGCACAUUUUCGAUAUUAGAUUCUACUGUACUAAGUUUAAAUUGAUGAAUAGAUGUUACGUUAUUAUUUUAUAUGAAUAUUUGUAAGUUGUCAUAAAAUAUUAUUAAUAUAAUUAUUUUUAUCAAAGUUUAUAAUCUAAAUAAAAAUGUUUUUCUUCAAAACGUCGAACAACUU
Messenger RNA from Plodia interpunctella (Indianmeal moth), 5277 nucleotides. It is a transcript of the gene grh, whose product is annotated as grainy head. Gene Ontology annotation, cellular component: nucleus. The transcript is spliced from 15 exons. Lineage: Eukaryota; Metazoa; Arthropoda; Insecta; Lepidoptera; Pyralidae. Gene Ontology annotation, biological process: regulation of transcription by RNA polymerase II. Gene Ontology annotation, molecular function: DNA-binding transcription activator activity, RNA polymerase II-specific; RNA polymerase II cis-regulatory region sequence-specific DNA binding. Bases 235 to 2964 code for a protein of 909 amino acids. The record is from RefSeq and is a predicted model, not a curated record.